AGGCGCUGCUCUGUCUGACUGAUUACACCACUUCACUCCGACAAGACAAAAGUCACAAAACUCCAUUUGGGCCGCCGACACAUCGUCGAUAGACCGACAUAUCAUAAAUUAAUUCCUAAAAGAUUUUUCUUGGUCAAGCCCAAUGUAGUAGUAGUAUAUAAUCAUCCUUGACAAUGUACAAACUCAGUACAAGCACGUCUCAGUGUCCAUACUUACUUAGUGACUACUCCAAACAUAAGAAUAUGCCAAACACUAGCAGCUCUCAAAGCUUCACUAGUUUCGUUACUGGUUGGUUAAUCCGUCACAGGUAUUUCGUCGAACAGCUUACGUGCGCUUCCUCCUUGGAUGAAACUAACCGUAUCUCUCUCGAAGAACAACAAUCGCUUGUGACCCAGUUUCUUUCUCACUGUCUUCAAUACUACCAAGAGAAAUUCGCCGCCGUUUCCGUCGCCGGUGACAACGUUUUCACGUUCUUCUGCCCACCGUGGUUUAACUCCUACGCUAAACUCAUUCUCUGGGUCGGCGAUUUCAAGCCUUCUCUUGUGUUUAAACUCACCGAGGUCUCCGUGGACAACCUCACGCGCCACCAGAAAGACCGGAUCUCGAGUCUUAAGUCGGAGACUAUGAGGAAAGAGAGAGAAGUGAUGCGAGAUUUCGCCCUCGUGCAACAGAGUGUGGCGGAUCCGCCGGUGAUGCUUGCGGCGAGGCGCGUCGGAGCUGUGGGAAUGGUGGACGGAGAAGAAUCGGAUUUGGAGGAGGCGAUGGAGGUGCUUAAAGCUGGGAUGGCGGCGGCGAUGAACAACGCAGAUCAGCUACGGUGUUCGACGGUGGGGAAAGUGGUGGAGAUUCUUACUCCGCCGCAAGCGAUUAAAGUGUUGAAGACAAUCGGAGAGCUUCACCUCCGUCUGAGAGAAGUGAAUUCGGAGAGAGACCACCAAAGAGCUUAAAAAAUAAGACAUUUGCUUUGCUUUGCGUUGCUUCUUCAACAACAAUGGAGUCAUGACCAAUUUUUGUGUUUCGGGGUCAUCCACUUGAUCCUGAGAUUUAGAUUUCCUUUUGAUGAUUUAUGAUUUUAAAAAGAUUUGAGAAGAAUUGGGCUGUUUUGUUUGUAGUGGUUUAAGUGAUAUGAUGUCUUGUUUUGUUUUAUUUUUGGCUUCGUUUCUUCCUUAAA
Arabidopsis lyrata subsp. lyrata is the source of this 1171-nucleotide messenger RNA. RefSeq names its product transcription factor TGA4. Lineage: Eukaryota; Viridiplantae; Streptophyta; Magnoliopsida; Brassicales; Brassicaceae. The record is from RefSeq and is a predicted model, not a curated record. The transcript has a single exon. Gene Ontology annotation, biological process: DNA-templated transcription. Gene Ontology annotation, molecular function: sequence-specific DNA binding. The coding region runs from base 174 to 947 and encodes 257 amino acids.